Molecule: messenger RNA, 3030 nt
Organism: Oldenlandia corymbosa var. corymbosa
Lineage: Eukaryota; Viridiplantae; Streptophyta; Magnoliopsida; Gentianales; Rubiaceae
Source: the annotation of a GenBank genome assembly
AUGUAUGUGCGCACAUGCUCGUCUUCAUCUUCGCCAUCUUCCUCUGCAAUUUUAAGAGCUGCUAGGGUUCGUUUUGCAUCUACAUCCACGAUUUCGUUCUCUUCUCCUGUUUCUAGAAGCUUUGCCGCUGGUUCUGGUUCUGGCUCAUCGCUUGCCGCUGCGAAGCCCCCGUCGUUUUUCAGUUGUCGAUCUUUGUAUUACUCCUCCGCCGCUCGAUCGCUUCGCUGCUCUGUUCCUCGCUGGAGUCACGGCGUUGACUGGAGAUCGCCGGUUAGUCUUAAAGCUCGGAUCAGAAGCUCUGCUCCUGUCAUCGAACGAUUCGAACGGAAAAUAGCUACAAUGGCUCCUGAAAAACCUUUCAGAGAAAUAUUGACUACACUUUCAAGACCUGGAGGUGGUGAGUUUGGGAAAUACUACAGUCUUACUGCUCUGAAUGAUCCUAGGAUUGAUAAGCUCCCAUAUUCUAUAAAGAUUCUCCUGGAAUCUGCCAUACGUAAUUGUGACAAUUUCCAAGUUAAUGAGAAGGAUGUAGAGAAAAUCAUUGAUUGGGAAAACACUUCUCCGAAGCAAGUUGAAAUUCCUUUCAAGCCUGCUCGUGUUCUGUUGCAGGAUUUUACUGGCGUUCCAGCUGUGGUGGAUCUUGCUUCCAUGAGAGAUGCAAUAAAAGAUCUUGGUGGUGAUCCCGACAGGAUUAAUCCCUUGGUACCUGUGGAUCUUGUAAUUGAUCAUUCGGUUCAGGUUGAUGUAGCAAGACAGGAGAAUGCUGUCCAAGCAAAUAUGGACCUUGAAUUUCGAAGAAAUAAUGAGAGAUUUGCGUUCCUGAAAUGGGGAUCUACUGCCUUUCGCAACAUGCUAGUUGUUCCCCCUGGUUCUGGUAUUGUUCAUCAGGUAAACUUGGAGUACCUUGGACGAGUUGUUUUCAACACUGAUGGCAUUCUAUAUCCAGAUAGUGUUGUGGGAACUGAUUCCCACACAACUAUGAUUGACGGACUCGGAGUUGCUGGAUGGGGAGUUGGAGGUAUAGAAGCCGAGGCUGCUAUGUUGGGCCAGCCAAUGAGCAUGGUUUUACCUGGUGUGGUUGGGUUUAAAUUGUCCGGAAAGCUGCCCAAUGGGGUCACUGCCACAGAUUUGGUUUUAACAGUGACACAAAUGUUGAGAAAGCAUGGUGUUGUUGGCAAGUUUGUCGAGUUCUAUGGUCCUGGCAUGGCUGAAUUAUCAUUGGCUGAUAGGGCAACCAUUGCUAACAUGUCACCUGAGUAUGGAGCGACCAUGGGUUUCUUCCCUGUGGAUCAUGUCACCCUACAAUACCUUAAAUUAACUGGAAGAAGUGAUGAUACUGUUGCCAUGAUUGAAGGAUAUCUGCGCGCAAACAAGAUGUUUGUUGACUACAACGAGCCGCAAACAGAGAGGGUAUAUUCAUCUUAUCUGGAGCUGAACCUUGCUGAUGUUGAACCUUGUGUUUCAGGACCAAAAAGGCCACAUGAUCGAGUCCCUUUGAAAGUAAUGAAGGAUGACUGGCACUCAUGCCUCGAUCACAGUGUUGGAUUUAAGGGAUUUGGAAUACCAAAAGAAGAGCAGAGUAAAGUUGUGAAGUUCUCUUUCAAUGGUCAGCCUGCUGAGCUCAAGCAUGGAAGUGUUGUUAUAGCUGCUAUCACGAGCUGUACAAACACGUCCAACCCAAGUGUUAUGCUUGGAGCUGGUCUUGUUGCAAAGAAGGCAUCUGAAUUGGGCUUGGAGGUUAAACCUUGGAUAAAAACUAGUCUUGCCCCUGGUUCAGGAGUGGUCACCCAAUAUCUGAAGCAGAGUGGCCUGCAAAAAUAUUUGAAUCAGCAAGGCUUCCAUAUUGUUGGCUACGGGUGCACGACUUGUAUUGGUAAUUCUGGGGAUCUACAUGAAUCCGUGGCUUCGGCUAUCUCAGAAAAUGAUCUUGUAGCUGCAGCUGUGCUGUCUGGUAAUCGAAAUUUUGAAGGUCGGGUUCAUCCUCUGACAAGAGCUAAUUACCUUGCUUCACCUCCAUUGGUUGUUGCCUACGCACUUGCUGGCACGGUCGACAUCGACUUUGAAAAGGAGCCAAUUGGAACUGGAAAAGAUGGGCAAAGUGUUUACUUUAAAGACAUCUGGCCUACUAGUGAAGAAAUUGCUGAGGUGGUGCAGUCUAGUGUGCUCCCUGAAAUGUUCAAAAGCACCUAUCAAGCUAUUACUCAAGGCAACCCAUUCUGGAAUCAAUUGUCAGUACCUUCAUCAAAUCUAUAUGCAUGGGAUCCGAACUCAACCUAUAUCCAUCAACCUCCGUACUUCAAGAAUAUGGCCAUGGAUCCACCAGGUCCACAUGGAGUGAAGGAUGCAUAUUGCUUACUAAACUUUGGUGACAGUAUCACCACUGACCAUAUAUCUCCAGCUGGAAGCAUCCACAAAGAUAGCCCGGCUGCAAAGUACUUGAUGGAGCGAGGGGUCGACCGCAAAGACUUUAAUUCUUAUGGUAGCCGUCGUGGCAACGAUGAAAUCAUGACACGUGGCACCUUCGCCAAUAUUCGACUUUUCAACAAGUUCAUUGGCAAGCAGGCCCCACUGACUAUUCACAUCCCAACUGGGGAAACACUUUCUGUUUAUGAUGCAGCAAUGAGAUACAAGAGUGCUGGUCAGGACACCAUUAUUCUUGCUGGCGCAGAAUAUGGAAGCGGCAGUUCUCGCGAUUGGGCUGCUAAAGGCCCCAUGCUACAGGGAGUAAAAGCAGUGAUUGCCAAGAGCUUUGAGAGAAUCCAUCGUAGUAACCUUGUAGGAAUGGGCAUUAUUCCACUCUGUUUCAAAUCUGGCGAGGAUGCAGACUCGUUGGGCUUAACAGGUUACGAACGAUACACCAUAGACCUCCCAGAUAAAGUCAGUGACAUAAGGCCCGGACAAGACAUAACAGUAACCACUGACAAAGGGAAGUCUUUCACAUGUACACUCCGUUUUGAUACACAGGUGGAAUUGACAUAUUUUGAGCACGGUGGAAUUCUUCAAUAUGUUAUCCGGAACUUGAGCAAAUAG